Messenger RNA from Lichtheimia ornata, 2088 nucleotides. RefSeq lists its product as uncharacterized. Gene Ontology annotation, molecular function: GTPase activity; microtubule binding; GTP binding. The transcript has 13 exons. Gene Ontology annotation, cellular component: peroxisome; microtubule; membrane. Bases 1 to 2088 code for a protein of 695 amino acids. Gene Ontology annotation, biological process: peroxisome organization. Lineage: Eukaryota; Fungi; Mucoromycota; Mucoromycetes; Mucorales; Lichtheimiaceae. The record is from RefSeq and is a predicted model, not a curated record.
AUGGACACGCAUCUGAUCAAGACAGUGAACAAGCUGCAAGAUGCCUUUUCCACCGUUGGCGUCCACAACCCCGUUGAUUUACCACAGAUUGCCGUGAUUGGUUCACAAUCCAGUGGUAAAAGUUCUGUACUCGAGAAUAUUGUCGGCCGAGAUUUCCUUCCUCGAGGCACUGGUAUUGUCACUCGUCGUCCUUUGGUGCUACAACUUAUCAAUCGACCCUCCACCUCCUCGGGUAAAGCGAACGGCACUACGACCAACAACCAUGGCGGCGGUGACUCUGAAGAAAAUCACGAUGAAUGGGGCGAGUUCCUUCACUUGCCAGGCCAAAAGUUUUAUGAUUUCGACAAGAUCAGAGAUGAAAUCGUCAAGGAUACUGAAUUGAAGACUGGAAAGAAUUUGGGUAUUUCACCACAGCCCAUCAAUCUCAGAAUCUUUUCUCCCAACGUCUUGACUUUGACCUUGGUGGAUCUUCCUGGUUUGACAAAGGUCCCUGUUGGUGAUCAACCCAAGGACAUUGAGAAACAAAUCCGCGAGAUGAUCCUCAAGUAUAUCACCAAGCCCAAUGCCAUUAUCCUUGCAGUCACCGCAGCAAACAGUGAUUUGGCCAACUCGGAUGGCUUAAAGUUGGCACGUGAGGUGGAUCCAGAAGGUCUUCGAACCAUUGGCGUGUUGACCAAGAUUGAUUUGAUGGACCAAGGCACUGAUGUUAUUGAUAUCCUGGCGGGUCGUGUCAUUCCUUUGCGUUUGGGUUACGUGCCUGUUGUCAACCGUGGCCAGCGGGAUAUUGAGAGCAAAAAGUCGAUCACCAAGGCAUUGGAUGCUGAACGAGAGUAUUUCGAGAACCAUCCUUCAUACAAGAGCAAAGCCCAGUAUUGCGGUACCCCCUUUUUGGCUCGUAAGCUCAACAUGAUCUUGAUGCAUCAUAUUCGAAACACCCUUCCUGAAAUCAAAGCCAAGAUUCAAUCCGCCUUGGCAAAGUAUCAAGCCGAAUUGGCAACUCUGGGCGAUCCUCUUGGUGAUAGCUCUUCUCAUCAAGCCAACCUGGUGCUCAACAUUAUCACCGAGUUUUGUACCGAAUUCAGAACAAUCAUUGAUGGUAACUCGAACGACCUUUCAAGCUUUGAACUUUCGGGAGGUGCACGUAUCAGCUUUGUGUUCCAUGAGUUAUACGCCAAUGGUGUCAAGUCGAUUGAUCCUUUGGACCAAAUCAAGGAUGCUGAUAUUCGUACCAUUUUAUACAACUCCUCUGGAUCAUCGCCAGCCUUGUUUAUUGCAACAACUGCCUUUGAAGUGAUCAUCAAGAAGCAAAUCAAACGAUUGGAAGACCCAAGUAUUCGCUGCAUUAAUAUGGUCUAUGAUGAGCUUGUGAGAAUCCUUGGACAGCUAUUGAACAAGCAGUUCUUUAAGCGAUUCCCUACCCUCAAAGACAAGUUUUAUCAAGUCGUUCUUGCCUAUUUUAAAAAGCAAAUGUUACCCACCAACAAGCUUGUAACGGAUCUCGUUGCCAUGGAAGCUUGUUAUAUCAAUACCGCACAUCCUGACUUUUUGAACGGUCAUCAAGCUAUUGCCAUGGUGAACGAUCAAUUGGCUCCCAAGAAUCAGCCUUCACAACAUCAACAGCACCCUAAUGACGCACUCAAGUCUUCAAAGCAAAUGCCCGCCUUGCAAACAAGUGCCACCAAUAGCCCUGACCCUGAUGGUGGUUCUUUCUUUGGAAGUUUCUUUUCUGGACCUAAAAAGACGAAAAAGGCUGCAGGCAUGAUGGAAGCUCCACCCACAUCUCUUAAGGCCACUGGAUCCCUCUCCGAACGUGAAUUCAUGGAGACUGAAGUGAUCAAGCUCUUGAUUCAAUCCUAUUACAAUAUCGUCAAGCGAACAAUGAUUGACAUGGUUCCCAAGGCAGUCAUGUUGAAUCUUGUCAGCCGCGCAAAGGAGGGAUUACAAGGAGAGUUGUUGGCAGAGUUAUACAAGGCCGACGUGUUGGAUGAUUUGUUGCAGGAAUCUGAGUUUACGCAGCAACGACGAAAAGAAUGCAAAAAGAUGAUCGAGGCUUUGCAAAAAGCGGAUGAGAUUGUUGGAUCAGUGUAG